CUGUGGCUGCGCCGUCGAGCUCGGUCCGUGUCGUCGGAUGGGCAGCGCGAGACUCCUCUCCGCGCGCGUCUCGCGAGCAUGGGACUAUUCGGAGUAAGAGACACUUUGACGGCUCCCUCACAGAAAAGAAUCAAGCUGACCGACAAGACAUGAAAUGAAAGCCAGAGGGGCUGAGCUCUGUCAAGGACCCUCGCAGACUCAACGUGAGCCACAACACAUGAGAUUAACUGACAGACGACAGUGAAGGAGAGAAAAGACAGAAGAGAGACGGGCAGGUUGAGAGGAAGACGUUCCAAGAACAGAGGACAACGUGAGAUAACAGGAGAGACGAGGAGGAACAAUAGAGGAAAACAUGUGGAAGAUCCUGACACUCUCACUGAUAGUUGCACUAGCGUUGGGCACAGAGGUGUCCCAAUGUGAGGAUGUGGGUUUGUUACCAGUUUUGGAGAAAGCAGUGGACGAGCAGCAGGAGAAUUAUAGCGACAUAUCCAACGGACCAGGAAAGUCCCGAAACCAGAUCUUGGCGGCUCAGUUCGAGUGUUACCUGAAGAUCAUCCACGAUCCGCCACGUACAAAAGAAGGUAACUUCUGUAACCGGACGUGGGACGGCUGGCUGUGCUGGGGGGACACGGCUCCAGGGACUGCCAUGCAGAUGUGUCCGGAAUAUUUUUUUGACUUUGACCCAGCAGAGAAGGUGACCAAAGUGUGUAAUCCUGGUGGCCAGUGGUUCCACCACCCGGAGAGCGACAGGGUGUGGACUAACUACACCCAGUGUCAGGCCUACACCAAAGACAAGCGCAAGUUUGCCAUCAGUCUCUACUACCUGGCCAUGGUUGGUCACGGCCUGUCCAUUGUCUCCCUGGUCAUCUGUCUGAUCAUCUUCUCCUACUUCAAGAGUCUCAGCUGCCAGAGAAUCUCCCUCCACAAGAACAUGUUUCUCUCCUUCAUCUUGAACUCGAUCGUUACUAUGAUGUGGCUCUCGCUUAACUUGGCCAAUAACCAAGCCAUAAACGCCAGCAACCCUGUGAGCUGCAAGGUCCUGGCUGUCCUGACUCAGUACACGUCUACCUCCAACUACUUCUGGAUGCUGUGCGAGGGCAUCUACCUCCACACGCUCAUCAUCGUGGCCGUCUUUGUCGGGGAACAGCAGCUCUUCUGGUACUACGUCGUGGGAUGGGGUUUUCCCAUCGUUCCUGCCAUCACGUAUGCCGUGGCUCGCGGGCUCUUCUUUAACGACAAGUGCUGGAUCAGCUCUCACACACACCUGCUCUAUAUCAUUCAUGGGCCCAUCCAAGCUGCACUCCUUGUGAACCUCUUCUUUCUCCUGAACAUCGUCCGGGUUCUGAUCACCAAGUUGAAAGAGACCCACUGUGCCGAGUCCACAGCCUACAUGAAAGCAGUGAGAGCCACCCUCAUCCUCGUGCCUCUGCUGGGAGUCCAGUUCAUCAUCUUCCCCUGGAGGCCAGAGGGACGCAUCAGCCGGGCCAUCUACGAUUUCUUCGUAAACAUCUUCUCCCACUUCCAGGGACUCCUGGUGGCAAUUAUAUUCUGUUUCUGCAAUGCUGAGGCCCAGACAGCGCUGAGGAGGAAGUGGGCUCAGUGGAAGUCCGCCUGGGGGGAAACACCCAUCACCAACAACCACUUCAACUACCAGCACAACUCCUCCAUUACCGAAACCAGCCGAGCCACCAUCUGCUCGGAGGAGCCUGCUGCCGCGCCUCCUGACCCCAAAGACAGCAGCAUCGUCUUCUGCCAGGCGCCGCAGAAGACCUGCAGCAACGGCGAGGUGGCCAUGCUCAACAAGUUGGAGACCACUGACAUUUGACAGGAGGAAAAGCCGCCAGGAGAUGAUUGUGGUGCCAAAACAACACACACACACACACACGCACACACAUACACACACACACACACACAUACACACGCAUGCCUAUGUGUGCAGAAAAAUGAACAAAAAGAAGAGGCCAGGUGAAUUCUCUAAACAAAGGUUAAAUGGUUGCAUAACAUACAGCUCCGGUUACUAGACGUAUACUUUGAUAUCAUCCUUCAAUCCUAGAGUAGUAUUGGUUUUUACAUGCAACAUUUGUUCUGUGCACUGUUCUGUAUUUCUGUUAUUGUUAUUUACCUCUAUUUUUUCCAUUUGAAUAUAUCAAAUUUGUGUGAUCUGUCGUCUUAUGAAGCCUCUGAAUGCUUUACCUGAACACCACUGUGACCGAUGAAUGCCAUAGCACAGUGACGUUAUUUAUACCUUCUUUUACAUUUUCUAUUUGGGAAAGAUAGUGUAUUCAUUGAUCUCCUUGAAAAAAAGACAUGUGUGCACAAAACAGCAAAAGCAGCAUUUAUCUCCUGACAAGUAAGGAUUCGCUUCAGUCCGAGAAAGUGUACAGUGGCCCAGAACCGCCGAAGCAAACCAAACUACUGCGAUGAACUCAGCAGACACUGGAGUUUUAAUGCACCUUCAUGCUGACAUUCACGGUGAACGCAUUUGAGCGGCCCACAUCGGGGGGAAGCGCAAAAUGAUAACAUGAGAUGACAUCCAGUUUUCAAAAUAAGAUGUCAACCAAGCGCGUUUACCAAUUUCAUAAUAACGAAAUAAGAUUUAAUGAAUUAUGUUCACGUAUACAACGUAAAUGUGAGAUUAAUGAACCCCAUCAACUACACAUAGACAGGAAGUCAAACUUUUUAUGUA
Molecule: messenger RNA, 2686 nt
Organism: Gasterosteus aculeatus aculeatus (three-spined stickleback)
Lineage: Eukaryota; Metazoa; Chordata; Actinopteri; Perciformes; Gasterosteidae
Product: calcitonin gene-related peptide type 1 receptor
Biological process (GO): cell surface receptor signaling pathway; adenylate cyclase-activating G protein-coupled receptor signaling pathway; angiogenesis
Cellular component (GO): plasma membrane
Molecular function (GO): calcitonin gene-related peptide receptor activity; calcitonin receptor activity; adrenomedullin receptor activity
Source: RefSeq, a predicted model, not a curated record